Cryptomeria japonica (Japanese cedar) is the source of this 1070-nucleotide messenger RNA. Its product is annotated as probable inactive 2-oxoglutarate-dependent dioxygenase AOP2. Lineage: Eukaryota; Viridiplantae; Streptophyta; Pinopsida; Cupressales; Cupressaceae. The coding region runs from base 33 to 983 and encodes 316 amino acids. Gene Ontology annotation, molecular function: dioxygenase activity. The transcript is spliced from 3 exons. The record is from RefSeq and is a predicted model, not a curated record.
UACGAUAUCAAGUGUGGGCCGCUCUGUCAGCCAUGUCUCCUGCAAUGGGAUCCUACGAGUGCGAAGCAAAGCUUGAUGAUAUUCCUAUUCUGGAUCUCUCUCACUCCGGGGAGGACAAAUGUUUAGAAGCGUUGAGAGAAGCUUGCGAAGAAUUGGGUUGCUUUAGAAUUGUAAACCAUGGAAUCUCAGCAGAUCUUCUCCUCAAAGCAGAGCAAGCAUGCCGUGAAGUUUUCAAGCUUCCCACAGAGACGAAAAAGAAAAAUGUCUCUCCAAAUCCUUAUGCUGGUUAUUAUGGUGGAAUGCCCUUUUAUGAAAGCCUUGGCAUUGCCCUCUCAAGCACUCGUGAUCCACAGGCUAUCCAAGACUUCACCCAUCUCAUGUGGCCACAAGGAAAUCAAAACUUCUCCGAGACUAUGGAAGAAUACACAUGUGAGAUGAUGGAACUGUUGAAUAAAGUGCACCAAGCAAUUCUUGAGAGCUUUGGAGUGAGCAAGUACUAUGCUACUCACUUCGACCAUAGGAAGGGGAUCUUCCGUAUGAAUUUGUAUGACUUGACUUCUGAGUUGUGUACUGAAUCGACUCGUCAGCCAGCUCAUACAGAUGCGAAUAGCAUUAGCAUACUGUAUGAAGAUGCCUGUGGUGGGUUUCAGGUUUGGAGUAGGGAAGGCAAUUGGAUUGACGUGAAACCCAUCCCAAAUUCGUUUGUGGUCCUGGCAGGCGAUAGCUUUCAGGCAUGGAGUAAUGGAAAGAUUCGUAGUGUGAAACAUCAAGUUAUGGUAAAAAGACAACAAUCUCGUUUAUGUUUGGCCACUUACAAUCUUUUUCCAGAUGAAAUGGAGAUAAAAGCACCAAUGGAAUUUGUUGAUGAUAAACACCGGCCACACUACAAGGCAUUUAAGUUUGUGGAUAUGCUUAAGUAUAGAUUAGGAGAGGGGAGAGAAAUACAAGAACCUCUACAACAAUUUGCUGGUGUUUAUGUGUAGUAGAAGAGGUUCUUCUCUAUUUUUAGCUAUUCUCAAACUUCUAAACUUUUGUCUUAUUUAUAAUAAAAGUGACAAUUAUAUUUCAAA